Prinia subflava (tawny-flanked prinia) is the source of this 2831-nucleotide messenger RNA. RefSeq lists its product as uncharacterized. Gene Ontology annotation, molecular function: olfactory receptor binding. The transcript has a single exon. The record is from RefSeq and is a predicted model, not a curated record. Gene Ontology annotation, biological process: protein insertion into membrane; detection of chemical stimulus involved in sensory perception of bitter taste; protein targeting to membrane. Bases 1313 to 2191 code for a protein of 292 amino acids. NCBI's taxonomy places the organism in Eukaryota, Metazoa, Chordata, Aves, Passeriformes, Cisticolidae.
GGUGCUGCUCAUGCAGGAGCAAAGGUUCCCCUCUCCAAGCACAAAGACAUUGUACAAGGAGGAAGAGUAUAGGAAAGGGCAGUUGCACAUGUGUAUCAGCAUUCAGAAGCUGCAAGCCUGACUUGCAGGCUUCGUCACUACCUCUUUCCCAGCUUCAAGUGGAACUAUGGGCACAUGGCAGGACAUUUUUGCAGAGAAGAUUGGAGAAAUGCAUGUAACAGAUCCGUGGACACUUUUGGAGGAUGAUGACCUGCAGGUGCAGGCCUGCAGGCCUGGCUGGAAGGAGUUUAUGCAGCGCCGUGCUCUUGGGAGGUAGGGGGCUGCUGAAAUCCCUGUUGGAGUGGGAUCGGGGUUGAUGGGUUCCCAUGCAGACCUUUUUGUUUUCCAAAAUUUGCUUGCAGGAAACAGGUUUUUGAGCAAAAGGGGGAGUUUGGAGGUGGAUGAGGCUGUGAAAGGUUUCUUCAUUUUAGUUCAAAUCUCUGUGGGUUAUUGCCAAACUGGAAAACACGAUAAUUGGAGGGGAGAAUAGUUCAGCAGCUCCAGGGCCAAAGGGCAGCUGUUAUUUGGCCAGAAUUUCUCCAUGUUGUUGUCAAGAUAAAAAGAGCUCCUUCAGCAAGUAGGGGGAGUUAUACCCCACUAGAACCAAAUCUUCUGGGUGAACCACUGUGUGCUGGGACAUGGGGGAUGCCUCAGCAGCCCCUGCACCUGCACCAGGCUGCAGGGCCUUGGGCAGAGAGAGGCUCUCCAUUAUUGAUGAGAGGCCCCAUCCCAAACAUUUCCACCCUGGGCUUUGUUCAGACACCUUGCCUGAGUGGCAGCAAUUGGAGACCCUGGUUGCCAGCCCCCAUGCAGAUUGUUCAAGAUGAAGAGCUGUGGGCUGCACACCUUUUGGCCCCUCAAGAUAUCUCUUCACCUGCCCUGUGCCCUCCACCCACACCUUCCUUCUAUUUUGCUUCUUUUUAUUGUCUUACCCAGUCUUGGGCUUGAUGCUGGCUUUCUGCUGAGCUGUGAUGAGCCGACACGGGUGAGGGGCUGGAAUCCCAAAUAGAGACCUGAUGCUUGCCACACCAAGGGCCCCUGCUUUUGGCAAUGGGGCCAGGAUCCCAGCAGACAAACUGGCUUCUGAAAUCUUUAAUGCUGGGGCCAGCCCUCAGCUCACAUCAGUGUUGAAUUUCCCAGACUGGCAUCAUGCUGUUAGGGGGAGGACAGUUUGGUGUAAGGCUGGCAUGAGUGAAGUUAGUCCAUAGUCUGUGUUAACCCUCGUCCCUACUGACUGUGCUGAAAGCCUCUGGCUCAGCGUGGGGUGCCUGGGAUGAGCUGGUCUCCUCUUUGCCCUGAUAGGUUUCAGUGCUCCCAGUGCUUUCAUGAGUGGUCUUCUGCCAAAGUGCACAUCCUGUUCCACAUGUGCCACUGCCAAGGCUGGGGCACGGUACAGAUGCGAAUCUUUCGCCAGAAAUGCAGGCGCUGCCCCAACCCCCGGCUGGAGGAUCCUGAUUUCAGCCUGGAGACUACGGAGGCAAUUCUGCACAACCUGGUGAUAAAGAUCCUCCAGUAUUUCUACAAGAAGCCUGUCCAGCCCUCUGACCUCUUGGAAGUGGUGGUCGAUACACCGGUGACGGGGCCACACGACUGUGCCCACUGUGAGGCCUGCCAGCUUGGCAUUUGCAACAGGCCACAGAGGGCCCUGGCACUGGAUGCCUGGAAGCCCUUGACAGAUGGGGAGAAGGCCAGGAUGCACAGCACUGAGUCACAGCUGGCCUGGACAUCGGAUGUCUGGAGGUCCUUGACAGAUGGGGACAAGGCCAGGAUGCACGGCACCGAGUCACAGCUGGCCUGGGCACCGGAUGCCUGGAGGUCCUUCACAGAUAUGAGGGAGGCCCGGACCCAUCGCACUGAGUCGUGGUCAUCGCUGGGAUCAGAUGACUGUAAGCCCCUGAUUGGUGUGGGCAAGGCCAGGACCCACUGCACUAAGUUGCAGCCAGCCCCAGCACGGGUUGCCCGGAAUGCAAAUGUGUCCAGGACCUCUCAGACCCUGAGACAUCAGGGCUUAAGGCCCCAUGCAGCCUCGACCCAGCACCCCUCACCCUCCAAUUGCAACUUCUCCUGGAAAUGGUGCUGCUGCAUCGGCCUCUCUUUGCUCUGUGUUUCGGCACUGAUCGUCUUCCUUGUGCUUUAUUUCACCGUGAUGUAGAGGGACCUGGGGAUCGCAUAGAGGAACUGGGGCAGUGGCUAGGGAAACUGAUGGACUGCCUGGAAAAUUGGGCUCCCAAGGUUAGCCCUUGCUCUUGGCUCAGCAAGCUCCCCAGCCCCUGGUGGCAUGGGAACACAUUGGGAUGCCUCAGCCAGGCACCUUGUCCUGCAGCCUCUGGAAGACUGAUGUGUCUGAUGGAUUCUUAUGAGACAUACUCUGUAUGAGGAUGAAUCUCCCAGCUACCCCAUACACAGGAUGAGGUUUAUUACUUGCAAGAAUAAAACACCCCCCUUCUCCUCAGCUCAAGGAUGCAUUUGUGCUUUUUAAUUUCUGAAAAACCUUUUCUGGGUGUGUGUGGGCAUUUCAGAGGGAAGCUGGAUAACACACUGAUGUUUUAGUUGUUGCAAUAGUGCUUACUCUAAGUCAAGGACUUUUCUGUUUCCCGUGCUCUGCCAGUGGAACAGGUGUACAAGGAGCUGGGGGGAGCAUGGCCAGGACAGCUGACCAGAACUGGCCCAAGGGUCCUCCCAUACCAUAGGUCAUCCUCCUCAGUGGAGAAACUGGAGGAGUUGUCCAGGAGGACUGAUUGCUCCAGGGAAUGGGCUGGACAUCGGUCAGAGGGUGGUGAACAACUGCAAUG